Molecule: messenger RNA, 967 nt
Organism: Cuscuta campestris
Lineage: Eukaryota; Viridiplantae; Streptophyta; Magnoliopsida; Solanales; Convolvulaceae
Source: the annotation of a GenBank genome assembly
GCACUUGUGUCGGUGUAAACCAUCGAAAUGUUUGUGCAAACUUGUACAAAUGGGGUAUAUUUUUUGGCCAAGUGUAGCAUGGUAGUUUGAUUAAACCUUAGGAGCAACGCUCUAUAAAUUCCGUCUAGAGCUUCGAAAUCCUCUCCGCACAAUGGACAGAAAUCGCGACGCUGCGUUUACAUUCAACUCUGUUAAGCUCCCUCUGCGACCAUGUCCUCCACGGUCCAGCACCCCUAACCAUCUACUCUCAAACAUCAACCUUGCUCUCUGCAAACUUCCCAAGUUCCCAUAUCCAUUUGCCCCAAACAUCAAUCCCCAAAGCGCACUCAAUAAAUUUCUGAAACUCACAUUUCAAAAACCCCUCAAGAGCUUCAAUUCCAACCCAAAAUCUCCGCUUCUCUGCUGCUCGUCGCUGUCCUUGACAUCGGAAACUGACGCCGUCUCGGUGGUGAAUCAGAAGGUGCCGCCAAAGAAUGCCGGGGAGGAGAGGGUUCUGGUAAGUGAGGUGUUGGUGAGGAACAAGGACGGUAAGGAGCUUGAGAGGAAGGAUUUGGAGGCUGAAGCUCUCAAUGCGCUCAAGGUUUGCCGACCAAACUCCGCCCUCACUGCCAGGGAGGUCGAGGAGGAUGUGCAUAGGGUAUUUGGCAGUGGCUAUUUCUGCUCUUGCAUGCCCGUAGCUGUUGAUACAAGAGACGGGAUUCGGUUGAUUUUUCAGGUAGAACCAAACCAGGAGUUUCGAGGCUUGGUUUGUGAAGGAGCCAAUGUUCUUCCAACAAAGUUCGUAGAAAAUGCCUUUCGCGAUGGAUAUGGGAAAAUUGUGAACAUUAGACAUGUAGAUGAAGUGAUUAACUCAAUUAAUGGCUGGUACAUGGAUCGGGGCCUCAUUGGCAUGGUGUCUGGUAUUGAUCUUCUUUCAGGAGGUAUAUAAUUCAAUGUUCAAAGUCUUCGACUCUAGUUAUUGUGUUCG